Messenger RNA from Trypanosoma cruzi, 597 nucleotides. RefSeq lists its product as uncharacterized. The transcript has a single exon. Bases 1 to 597 code for a protein of 198 amino acids. The record is from RefSeq and is a predicted model, not a curated record. Lineage: Eukaryota; Euglenozoa; Kinetoplastea; Trypanosomatida; Trypanosomatidae.
AUGUGCGGACACACAGAGGGUCAGACGGUUGAAAGACACUUAAAUAUCUUUUUAAUUUUAUUUUUGGACAAAAUAUGCAGACAAUUUCUGGAGCAGCACGGUAGUUGGGUGCUUUUUUUUUGUGUGUGCUUUUUUUUUUUUUUUUCUUUUUUAUUAUUUGGGUGUAGCCGUAGUAGAGGACGACUUUUUUCAAAAAAAAAAUAUUUUUUUGUUUUAAAUAAAUCUUGUGUGAAUUGCCGCUGCUUGGGCUGCAGUGCAGUCAUGAGUUUGAGCGGCGUUCUUGUUGUUUCUGCCAUGCAACUCCGCUGCACAUUUUAUUUUGUGCGUUCUUUUGCAUUUGUUGCUCUUUUUUUUUUCUUUAUACUUCAUUGCUUUGUGUUUCUGCAGGCACACAACAACCACACACACAAGAUGCACAUUGCAGUGGAUUUGAAUGCUCCUUUUGUAGUGCAUGCUGGCAGUUGCGUGUGGCGGCUGUUCUCUUCCGUGGCCAUGAGAAGGGAGGUGGAGGGAGUGAAGUGCGCACCCCGAGUCCCUUUCCUGCGGGUGUGGUGCACCGCGUGUGACUGCGUUGAGUUGGGCUCCGUGUUUCAUUGA